CAAAUCUCGGCGGAUUCCGGUACCCUACACCCCGGUUCUGCAGAGAAACUGGCAUGGCCUCGGAAACAGAAAAGGCACAAACUGCCCAACCAGGAGGAGAUACAAUAUUUGGGAAAAUUGUUAGGGGUGAAAUACCAACAAAAUUUAUCUAUGAGGAUGAGCAGUGUGUUGCCUUCAAUGAUAUAGCACCUGAAGCUCCAACCCAUUUCCUUGUCCUACCUAAGAAACCUCUAACCAGGCCUGCAGAGACUGAAGAUUCUGAUGAACAGCUACUUGGACAUUUAUUGAUAGUUGCUAGGAAGGUUGCUAAGGAUGUUGGAUUAGCUGAUGGAUUUAGAAUCACCAUUAACGACGGUGUCAAGGGAGGUCAAUCUGUUUACCAUCUACAUGUGCAUGUGAUGGGAGGUCGUCAAAUGGGAUGGCCUCCAGGAUAAAUUCACUUAUUUUCAUGUUUUUAUUAAGUGGACAGACAACGCAGUAGAAAGAGAGUUUUUGAAACUGAAACUCAACGUUUUGAAAUUUAAAAAAAAUACUGUUAAUAAGUGAUUUAUAUGAUAGUGGUUAUGUGUACUAAAUGCUUUCUGAUGCAAUAUUUAUCUACAUGAAGAUUUACUCCAUAAAAAUCUAAAAAACUUUUA
Mytilus californianus (California mussel) is the source of this 638-nucleotide messenger RNA. RefSeq names its product adenosine 5'-monophosphoramidase HINT1-like. The record is from RefSeq and is a predicted model, not a curated record. Gene Ontology annotation, biological process: purine ribonucleotide catabolic process. Gene Ontology annotation, cellular component: nucleus; cytoplasm. Bases 54 to 434 code for a protein of 126 amino acids. The transcript is spliced from 3 exons. NCBI's taxonomy places the organism in Eukaryota, Metazoa, Mollusca, Bivalvia, Mytilida, Mytilidae. Gene Ontology annotation, molecular function: hydrolase activity.